AUGGCCCCGAAGCGAGUUCUCAUCACCUACGGGGUCGACGUCGAUGCCGUGGCCGGCUGGCUCGGUUCGUACGGCGGCGAAGAUUCCACGAACGAUAUUAGCCGCGGAGUCUGGGCGGGAACGCUGGGAACGAGACGUCUGCUUAAGCUCUUUGACAAGUACAAGAUCAAGACGACAUGGUUCAUCCCUGGUCACUCGCUCGAGUCCUUCCCUGAGGACAUGGCGGCGGUGCGCGAUGCAGGGCACGAAAUCGGUUUGCACGGGUACUCGCACGAGAACCCAACAGAUAUGAGCAUCGAGCAGCAGCGGGAUGUGCUCGACAAGACCUAUCGGAUGCUGACCGAGUUUGCUGGAAAGCCACCGCGCGGCAGUGUUGCGCCUUGGUGGGAAACCAGCCAGGAAGGUGCCCAGCUCCUCCUGGACUAUGGCAUCGAGUAUGACCACAGCAUGAGCCACGAAGAUUGCCAGGCAUACUACCUGCGCACCGGUGACAGCUGGACCAAGAUAGACUACAGCAAGAAGGCAGAAGAAUGGAUGAAGCCGCUUCAGCACGGCCCGCAAACGGGGUUGGUUGAGAUCCCGUCCAACUGGUAUAUUGAUGACCUGCCGCCCAUGAUGUUCAUCAAGAAGGCAGCGAACAGCCACGGCUUCGUCAAUGCGCGCGACGUCGAGGAUAUCUGGCGCGACCACUUUGACUACUUUUACCGCGAGUAUGACGAGUUUGUUUUUCCGAUUACCAUUCAUCCAGAUGUCUCUGGCAGACCUCAUGUGCUGCUGAUGCACGAGCGACUCAUUGAACAUUUCCUGAAAUAUGACGGAGUCGAGUUCGUGACGAUGGAGCAAGUAUGUGAUGAGUUCAAGAAGAAGAAUGCCCCGCCGGCUGGGGCUCUGAUGCCGGCCAAGGCCGGGGCAAUGCUGCACAAAUGA
This is a messenger RNA of Penicillium alfredii, 927 nucleotides long. Its product is annotated as polysaccharide deacetylase family protein. The record is from RefSeq and is a predicted model, not a curated record. Gene Ontology annotation, molecular function: hydrolase activity, acting on carbon-nitrogen (but not peptide) bonds. Gene Ontology annotation, biological process: carbohydrate metabolic process. The transcript is spliced from 4 exons. NCBI's taxonomy places the organism in Eukaryota, Fungi, Ascomycota, Eurotiomycetes, Eurotiales, Aspergillaceae. The coding region runs from base 1 to 927 and encodes 308 amino acids.